GUGAUUUUUCUCUGUGACGGUUUAACUGCUUUAAACAAGCCUGCAGAUUGUUUUCUUUUAUCCGCUAGAAGCUGCAUUUAAAGCCGAACCAGAACCACCGGAUCUGCAUCCAUGAUCUGCAUCCUGCUCGUAGCCGGACACGGCACCGUUUUAGAGACGCAGAUUAAGAACGAUGAGACGGGUUUAUACGGCCAUCUGACCGGCGUACCAAAAGCUUUGCUUCCUGGGAUCGGAGGAAAGAAGAUCCUUGACUUCUGGUGGGAAACCGUCAACGUGCGGCAGCUCUUCACUGAGGUCUACCUGGUCACCAACGCAGACAAGUAUAAGUACUACGAGCGCUGGGCCACAGCCAACGACUUCCCGGUGGAGAACGUGGUGAACGAUGGCAGCACCACCCUGAGGGACCAGCUGGGGGCCGUGGCCGACCUGGAGCUGGUCAUACGGAGUCGGAAGCUGCAGGAUGAUGUUGUUGUGAUCGCUGGAGACAUGCUGUGUGCUGACCAGAACUUUGACAUCUCCCAGGUCAUCAACUUCUUCAGGUCUAAGCCUGGAGAGUUGAUCAUCUACUACGAGCUGGAGGACGGAGAGAGGAGCAGCUCCAGGGGGAUUGUGGAGGUCUGUCCUGAGACCCACAGGAUAACUCGCUUCCUGGAGAAACCAGAGGAAGGGCGAACGGCGUCCCGGCUGGCCAGCGUGGUUUUCUACUGCAUCCGGAAAGAAACGCUGGCCUACAUGCCCGAGUACCUCAGGCUGCAGCCCGGGGCCGCAGAGAGGACCUUCGGACUGUUCUGGGUUGGUUCUUCUGGUCACAGGUCAGGAGUGUUCGGUCGUAAAGGUUGCAGCUUUAAAACGGUGUGCAUGUCUGACCAGCUGCUUUCUUUGGCCUCCCCUCAGGGCCUGUCGGACUACACCAAGUGGCUCACCCACUACUCCACCAAGAAGCAGGACGGGGUCGCCAAACCGAUCAGCUGCCGGUCGUACGCCAGGGUUGGACUGAUGGGAAAUCCCUCAGACGGCUUCAACGGGAAGACCAUCGCCAUGACGAUCUCCAACUUCUGGGCCGAGGUCACGCUGGUGGAGAGCCAGACUCUGGUUUUGGUCGCUCACCCCCUGAACGACCCCACAGAGUUCGGCAGCCUGCAGGACCUGUUCUGCAUCAGCAGGAGGGAGGGGUAUCUGGGAGGUCUGCGGCUGCUGCAGGCCACCUGUAAGAAGUUCUACCAGUUCUGCUCCAAACGAGGCAUCGCUUUGACGAAGCAGAACUUCACCCUGAAGUACGACACCAACAUCCCCCGUCAAGUGGGUUUAGCUGGAAGCAGUGCCAUCGUUUCAGCGACUCUGAAGUGUCUAAUGAGGUUCUACAACAUCACUGCUGCUGAUCUGCCUGAACCGAUCCGAGCCAACUUCAUCCUCAGCGUGGAGACGGACGAGCUCUUCAUCACGGCCGGCCUGCAGGACAGAGUGGUGCAGGUGUACGAAGGCCUGGUCUACAUGGAUUUCAGCAAGCAGCUGAUGGAUGAGCAGGGCUAUGGAAACUACGCUCCCAUGGACAUGAGUGACCUUCCCCAGUUCUGGCUGGCCUACCUGAGCGACCCCAGCGACUCUGGACGCAUCCACAGCAACAUCCGACAGCGCUGGCUCAGCGGUGCGUCCUCCGCUCUAACCUAAGCAGAGCCUUUUUCUCCCCUCAGAGCAGCGAUCGUAGAGAGGAACUGGUCCCGUCUGGCACAGCUGAUGGACCAGAACUUUGAGCUCCGCAGGUCGAUCUACACCGAUGACUGUCUGGGUCCCGGGAACCUCAGGAUGGUUCAGCUGGCCAGACAGUUUGGCUCAGCAGUGAAGUUACCUGGAAGCGGGGGGGCCGUGGUGGGGCUGUGUCUGGACCAGGCAAAGCUGGUGGAGAUGCGGCAGGCUUUCCAGGAGGCAGGCUGCGUCUUCUGUGUCAUCGCCCCCUACGACCCGUCUGAGGCCCUCAGCAGCCACCCACCGCUGCCCAGUGAGGCCCCCCGGGGCCAAACCCCGGCCACCGAUAGGAAGUGACGCUGUGAUUGGUGUGAAAAGGACUCAGCAGAUCCAGAUCCGCUGAGUCCUGCUGAAUGAGGAACAUCAGUUAGAGGACAUUCUUUAAACUGGACCGGAUCAAAUUAUUGUGAAAAAUGUAAAAUGAAUCAUUAUUUUGUAUAGGCGGUAUUUCUUCCCAGAUGUUUGUUUAAUUUUAUAUCCAAAUAAAGCCGAUUUCAGCAGCUUUUUCCUUCGGUUCUCGGUGCGGCUCUGUGGGUCCGCUCCUUUUAAAGGCUCGCCUGUCGUUUCCUCUCCUCCUGUGGGCGGAGAAGCAGCCGCUCUCCGCUCCCUCACUGCUCCGCGCUGCUGCUCGGCUCCUGCGGACCCUCCCGGGGGGCUCAUGGACUAACCGGGGCUCUGACCCGCCCGCUCUAACGGACUCUGUGUCGGACCGGACCAUGGCGGCCAAGGAGGACCUGUACAGCAAGAUUCUCCCCCGGAGGCUCCGGCAAAGCCGGCGGGGUUCGGUGAAAUCCAGCUCCAACCUGGACGUGCUGUUAUCCAUGGGCUUCUCCAGGCACAGAGCACUGAAGUCUUUGGUGUCGACUGGAGGCCGGAGUGUCCAGGCAGCUUGUGACUGG
Cyprinodon variegatus (sheepshead minnow) is the source of this 2642-nucleotide messenger RNA. It is a transcript of the gene gkup, whose product is annotated as glucuronokinase 1-like. The transcript is spliced from 22 exons. Gene Ontology annotation, biological process: biosynthetic process. Lineage: Eukaryota; Metazoa; Chordata; Actinopteri; Cyprinodontiformes; Cyprinodontidae. The record is from RefSeq and is a predicted model, not a curated record. Gene Ontology annotation, molecular function: glucuronokinase activity; ATP binding.